This is a messenger RNA of Nicotiana tabacum (common tobacco), 1521 nucleotides long. The record is from RefSeq and is a predicted model, not a curated record. NCBI's taxonomy places the organism in Eukaryota, Viridiplantae, Streptophyta, Magnoliopsida, Solanales, Solanaceae.
UGGAAACAUAAGUGUAGGCUAAUAGUUCAUUGAGUCAAUUCUUAUCUCUCCAAGCUUCUUAUUUUUGUUCGAAAAGAUCUCCUCUCAAAAGCUAUUAAAAAGAUAUAAACAAGAGCGCCAAGUUCUCUGCAUAGCAAUGGCUUCCAUUCCUACCCCAUCACAUUCUAUUCAAACCACUAAUACAUCAAGAACCAACUUCCCUUGUCUACCAAUAAAUAAACCAAUUCACAAGAAGUUACAUAUUUGCUUGAAUAAAUCUUCUCUUAGAGUAGAGUCUUGUAGCACUCCAAAUUAUAAUGACGUUGUGGUGGAUGAAGAAAUGGAUAAGAUUAGACGGCUACAAAACGGAUCCGACGUUCGUGGGGUUGCUUUGCAAGGUGAAAAAGGUCGAAGUGUGGAUCUUACUCCGCCUGCUGUUGAGGCAAUAGCAGAAAGUUUUGGUGAAUGGGUGAUUAGUGGAUUGGAGAAGGAGAAAGAUGUUAGGGUUUCUCUUGGAAAAGACCCUCGAAUUUCGGGUAAUAUGUUGAGUGUGGCUGUAUUUGCAGGGCUUUCUAGGGCAGGUUGCGUGGUGUUUGACAUGGGACUUGCAACAACACCAGCUUGUUUCAUGAGCACUAUUCUUCCUCCAUUUGAAUAUGAUGCCUCAAUAAUGAUGACUGCAUCUCACUUACCCUACACUCGAAACGGUCUUAAAUUCUUCACGAAAAAGGGAGGUUUAACGUCACCAGAAGUGGAGGAAAUAUGCGAUAAAGCAGCUCGAAAAUACGCAAACAGGUUUGCUAAAGUAUCAACGACACUGCCAAUAACGCCGACAAUGGUGGAUUUUAUGAGCGCUUACGCGGAGCAUCUCCGAGAUAUUAUAAAGGACAGAGUGAACCACCCUUUCCAUUAUGCCACUCCUCUCACAGGAUUUCAGGAUUCGGAGGCUCGCUCUGCCUGGGGAGAUAAAGAGCUAGGAGAGCUUCGGGCCGCUUUGGAGACGGUGCUCUGGGAGAAGGCCAAUCAUGCUGUUCAGGUCAAGCAGAGUGGCUCACGGAUUAAUCAGUUGAAUACGGAGAUCUCCGGGGUGAGAGAGCGAAACAAAAUAGUGGCCGGGGAAUUGGUGACAUAUCGGGAUCUUCUCACGGAUACUCGUAGGGAGAUUGCCGCUUUGACCGCGGCUAAGUCCGAGGACGAACGACAUGCCGCUACUUAUCGGGAGGAUGCGACCACAUCGCAUAUAAUGGCUCGAGACAUAUCCAUGGCAGUUGAGCAAAAACUAAUCCGAGCUAUCGAGCAUGCCAGAGCGGAGGAGAAGAGAGAGACCCUGGAGGAACUCGGGGCUAGAGGCAUCGACCUGUCGGAUGAUCUUAAAGAGGCCCGUGCAGUGGAGGAAAGAUUGGAGCUUUUGAUUUCCCUCGAUAAGGGCGAAGACAAUAGUGACGAGGAGUAGUCUCCGAGUCCCCCUUUUGCUUUGUAUGCUGCCCCCUGGGAAAUGGACAGUGUAAAUGUGUUUUUUUUUUGUCAAUGUAUAAAAGGAGA